Molecule: messenger RNA, 771 nt
Organism: Arvicola amphibius (Eurasian water vole)
Lineage: Eukaryota; Metazoa; Chordata; Mammalia; Rodentia; Cricetidae
Gene: Yipf7
Product: Yip1 domain family member 7
Exons: 5
Coding region: 1-771 (256 amino acids)
Biological process (GO): endoplasmic reticulum to Golgi vesicle-mediated transport; vesicle fusion with Golgi apparatus
Cellular component (GO): trans-Golgi network; membrane
Source: RefSeq, a predicted model, not a curated record
AUGUCUAACCUAGGAGAGUAUGACUUGGACUUUUACCAAUCUAAUUAUAUCAUCGAGAAUCAGGAGCAGAGCUAUAAUGAUUCUAAUGCUCGUGGGAAUCUUUAUGGAUCCAGAGAAGCACAAGCCUCUGAGCAGCUUCAGCCUUCCUCUUCUGUUCCACCAGCGAUGUUCCUGUCAUCAAGUUAUGCAGGGCAGCUCUUUCAGCCAGCGUCUACCUCAGACUAUUAUCCACAGUGCCCUUCAGAGGAUGGUUUUGACGAGGAACCUCCUUUGCUGGAAGAACUUGGAAUUAAUUUUGAUCACAUAUGGCAGAAAACUUUGACGGUGCUAAACCCAAUGAAGCCAGCAGAUGGCAGCAUCAUGAAUGAAACAGAUCUCACAGGACCCAUUCUUUUCUGUGUGGCUCUGGGAGCCACAUUGCUUAUGGCAGGAAAAGCCCAGUUUGGUUACGUAUAUGGCAUGAGUGCCGUUGGCUGCCUUGCGAUUCACACCUUACUAAACCUGAUGAGUUCUGCAGGGGUGUCGUAUGGCUGCGUGGCCAGUGUGCUGGGAUACUGUUUGCUCCCCAUGGUCAUCUUGUCCAGCUGUGCCAUCUUCUUUUCAUUGCAGGGCAACAUCGGGACUGUGUCAGCCCUGCUCAUCAUCACCUGGUGCAGCCUCUCAGCUUCUAAGAUCUUCAUUUCUGCCUUAGCCAUGGAAGGACAGCAGCUCCUUGUGGCUUACCCCUGCGCCUUGUUUUAUGGGUUGUUUGCCCUUCUCAUGGUUUUCUAA